This is a messenger RNA of Misgurnus anguillicaudatus (oriental weatherfish), 4432 nucleotides long. RefSeq names its product pleckstrin homology domain containing, family M (with RUN domain) member 1 (gene plekhm1). Lineage: Eukaryota; Metazoa; Chordata; Actinopteri; Cypriniformes; Cobitidae. The record is from RefSeq and is a predicted model, not a curated record.
CCCGUCAUGCCUUUCGCGUCAGCUGAUCUGAAAACAUUGAUAGCGCAGCGGGUGGCAGAGGGUGACAGCUUCAGCUUCACAAAUCACACGAAUAGAAAUGAUUUCAUAAUACAGACGACACACAAACAGAUCAAACAUGUGCAAUUUCAGGAAGUUUUGUCAUGCCAGAUCCGCCUGAUCUCUCUUCUACAGUGAACGACACAAAUGACUGAGUCUGUUUGUCUUUUGCAGUGUGUAAAGUGGGAAAAACACAAAGCUGAAGAGUCAUGCUGGCCACCCAAACAACUGACAACAACCCAGAGACCAAAGAUAUUAAACAGUGGAUCAAGGAAAAGAUUGCACGGACGCUAAAGAUCCUGCAGAAGCGUUACAUUACCACAGAGACGGUGGUCACCAGUGAGGACCUGGAGGCAAACCUUCUGUGUUGUGCUCUAGAAGCUGUCUUUAUUCACGGCAUUAAGAGCAAGUUCAUUCGAUUGGAUGGAGGGCGUAAGGCAGGGUCACGAGGCGCUCUUCCUCAGCCUGUUUUCUGGAACCUGCUUAAAACUGUCACCCACAGAGAUGUUGUUCAGGAACUAGAACGUCUAAGCUUUAUAAACACAGACAUUGGCCGCUGUAGAGCAUGGGUUCGACUAGCGUUGAAUGAUGGCCUUCUGGAAUGUUACCUGACUUCACUGCUCCGUGAGGGGUCCAACCUGGGAUCCCACUACCAGCCCGGAGCUCUUCUUCUGGACCCAGAGGACCGUGAAGUUCUGCUCACUCUGCUGCAGGGGUUGUCCUCACUGACCUUUCAGCUGUCUUACAAAUCAGCUGUGCUAAAUGAGUGGACAAACACGCCAUUGGUCCUCGCAGGUCUUUGCCCUCCUACACCCGCUGACGAGCACCAACUGUGCCCCAAGCGCAAGGAGUCUUGGGACACGGUCUCCCAGUCAUCUGGAGGGUCUGGAGGCUCAGAUUGGGCUCAGGAAGUGCUUCACAUUGAGCCAAGAAAAGAGCAAAAUGAAGGUGGUUAUGCUAGUACCCCCCCAAUGUCAUGGAACCAGAGCCUGGAUACAUCAGGAUCAUCACAGCUGUCCACAAGCUUGAGCUCUGAUAGUCUCUUGCAGGGUCAGGAUCCCAAAAGUCCUGAGAAGGAACGUUGGAUUAAUGAUGCUGAUAUCAACUGUAAUGCAGAAACAAAAAAAUCACUGACAAAAGAGAACAGCUCCUCUAGUCAGAACAUGAUACAAGAGGGAUUUGAUGAGUUCAUACCUGUUCCACAUGAUCUGAGCAUAACUGCCACACAUGGCGUUACAGAUACCAACAUGCACACUCCUGAUUCAGAGGACAUGCACCAAACCCUUGCAUGUUUUACAGAGGCUUCUGAACUGUCAGAAGAGAAAUCAGAACAGAAGUUGCGGGCUACAGACAAAGAAAUAUCAACAAUAUCUGAGACUCUAGUUAAAACCACAAGACUUAAAGUUAAAAAUACAGUCCAUGAGACUUCAGAAAGGGAGAUAAAGAGCAAGAAUACAAAUUCCUCCUUUAUGCCCUCUGGAGUUUGCAAUCUUAAUGAGACUGCUGAGAAGACCUCUUACCUUCAUUGUCUGACUUCAGAGACCUCCGACCUUAAAGAGCUUCAUCCUUCAACUACUAAAACCUCUGACCUUAAAGAGCUUCAUCCUUCAACUACUAAAACCUCUGACCUUAAAGAGCUUCAUCCUUCAACUACUAAAACCUCUGACCUUAAAGAGCUUCAUCCUUCAACUUCAGAGACCUCUGGCCUUGAAGAGGUUCAUGCUCCUACUUCAGAGACCUCUGACCUCAGAGAGGUUUGUGCUCUUUCUUCAGAGUCCUCUUUUGGACAUUGUCCAAAUGAACAUGGCAGAAACGCAAUGCUCAAACACUCCACAAGUGUUGUGAGCAGGAGAACAUCCACAGACUCCUGUAAAGCCACAUCUUGGAUUUCACCGGAAGACUUCUACGGACCUGAAACAAAUGGAAAUUCUGAAGAAAAUACCAGUGUUAACACCAUGCAAAUAAAUGCGCAGAUGCUGGCCACACCUAUACCGGACAGCCUCCAGUUACCACCUAGUGUCGUUCAUCGGAGACCAAAUGGUCUGUCUAACCCGUUCAGGGGUCUUCUGAAGAUGGGUCAGCUUGAGAGACGCAGAGCCGUGGGCAUGUGGUGGGAUUAUUACUGCGAGCUCUCCCCAUUUGAAUUACGGCUUUAUGUGAACGCAGAGGAGCGCAUCUGCUACGAAAACAUGUCCCUGCUGCGCUGCGAGGACGUCCACCUCUCCUCUGGUUCUGAGGGAUGUUUCCGGCUCUCCUUCCAAGGCAAGAAACUUUACCUGCGCGCAUCAUCUCGAGGGGAGGCCGAAGACUGGGUCGAUCGCAUUGUGGAGGCCAUCUCAAAACUACGACCCCUGGUGAAAGACGAGGUGUGGGAGGUGCUACAGCCAUCGUCUUCAGACUCCCCAUCAUCUCCAGCUCCUUCAAGCCUGGAGCACGCCAUCCCAGAACUUCCAGAUCCUCUUCAAUUAGACUGGAGUCGUCACGCAGACCCAGAGCCGGAUGCCAUAAAGGAAGCCGUGGUCUAUCAGAGCAUGGAGGAGAAAGGUUGGAGGUCUCUGGUGCUCUCGCUGUCCCUGGAGGCCCUCAGGGCUUACAGGGUUCAAGAAAACAUCAAAAUGCCCCUCUUCUCACACUCUAUAGGGACCAUCAGAGAUGUAGUUCCACAUGUUUCUCUAGGUAGCCCUGCAUUUUUUAAGGUCCUGACUGCACGAGAGACUCUAAUUAUGAGGGCAGAAAGUGGCGAGGAAGCUCGAGGAUGGCGGAGGCUGAUUAGAGAAGCUCUGGAUUCGUAUCUGGAGACUGAGGAUGAUGGAGGACUUGAGGAUGUCUCGUCAUCCAGCGGAGGGCAGGGUGGCAGUGUUCACAAGCUAGUCCAACACAGACUAAAAGGUGAUGGCGCGCUGCUGUCUUACCUGUCUGUCGUCCCCAAAGAGAGAGGAUUAGAUGCUCAAAAUUACAAAUGUGCAGGUUGCUCACGACAGAUGAGUGUAUCUCACGGCAGACCUCGACUCUGUGAGUUCUCGGCUAAGUACUACUGUGAGUCCUGUCACCAUGGAGACAUGAGCAUCAUCCCAUCACGCAUGCUGCACAACUGGGACCUAACAACACGUGAGGUAUCAAGAGAAGCUUUGCGCUUCAUGGAUCAAAUUGAAGCCGAGCCGCUCCUCAACAUCAACGCUUUAAAUCCUAAACUGUUUGAUCACAGUGAUGUCAUGUCAAAAGUACACAAACUCAGACAACAACUGCGUUUCAUUGGUGACUACAUUCUCAUCUGUCGCAGUGAAGUCAACAAACAGAUACAGCCCAGGCUUCAGCAGAGGUUUUAUUUACUGGAGAGCAGUGAUGUGUUCAGUGUACUGGACCUGCAGCAGAUAGCAGAUGGACAUUAUGAGUCUUACCUUCAGUCUCUGGUUCAGCUCGGCUCAAAGCAUGUACUUCACUGUCAUGUCUGCACUCAGAGAGGUUUUAUCUGUCAGAUCUGUAAUGCUGAUGAUAUCAUCUUCCCCUUUCAGUAUGACAGCACGUGCAGGUGUGGCAUGUGUAAGACGGUCUUCCACUCGUCCUGUAAGGCUCAGUGUCCAGAUUGUCCACGCUGUGUGAGAAUACAGAAAUACAUGGAGAGGGAUUUGGAGGAUUGACUUUCAUAAGGGUCCUGUUUGCAAAAAUCUCUUUCUUCAUUAGCAUUGUUCUCUUGUUUUAUACAUGUAUAGAUAUUUUUACUUGGCUAAAGCUAAAUUGUGUAAGAUAAAAGCCUUGAUAUUAUUUACAAGAAAUUAUUUUUUUUGUUUGUUUUUGGUGUACAGGUUUUAAUGGAGUAAAAAUAAACUAAUUCAAGAGAUGACAUCUGAAAACAAGCCUUAAUAUUUUAUGCAAUUUUGAUACUAAAGUUUUUACUGUAAAGCAAGAAAAAACUAGUGAUCAGGAAUUUUUUUUUUUUUUUUUUUUUUUUUUUGCUGUGUAGAUUGAAAGUUUAAUGUUGUUGUGUAAUGUUCAGUGUUUAUUAACUCUAGCUGUACCACUGUAAAUAACAUUACUAAAGUCAUUUCUCUUUUAUUGGACUUUAUUGGAAGAAACCUUAAGUGCCCUUGUUUACAUGAAUGUUGAAAGUGUGUACUGUACAUACAGAUGUGUGUGUUGAUGUCACAGAAAGUGUUGAGUCAGGUUAGGUUGGGUUAUAUUUAUAAUUACCAUUGGACAACUGAAUGCUGAGGAUUUUUUUUUUUUAAUUAAUAGACUCAUGUGUAAUAUUAUUUUUCUUAUGAAUGUCAUGCGCCAAGUUUUUUUAUGAAGUAUUACAAGUUUACAAAGCGAAUGAAUCGUAUGCAUUCAUAGUAAAGUAAUAAAAUCAUUAUUAAACUUAUGCAAUCUGAAGACA